GGGAUAAUAGAAAUUAUCUCGCCGGUGUCUUAACAUACCCCCCGAAAAAUCAUAUUCACACGUAAUACUUAAUAUCGCUGUUACGUGGUAGUUUAUUUCCGUCUCGCGUGGGUGAAACGUACAACGGGGAGGACCGAGAGAAAAACUAAGACCGGUCUCAACUAUUUUCGAACGGUUGAUUCAACCACGCCGUCCGAAUCUCAAGGGGCAUUCCUUUUAUUCUCGUUCCGACUCCCCCAUAAGAAAGCAAGAGGUGAACGAGUUAUUCGAGGUGAUUAAUUAAAAUUAUUGUAAUACGAGGAUGAACGACAUGGAGGCUUAUGGUGACGGCUACAUGGAGCCCGAGGAGGAGUGGGAACGUGAGGGUCUACUCGAUCCAGCAUGGGAGAAACAACAGAAAAAAACAUUCACAGCAUGGUGCAACUCGCACCUGCGGAAAGCAGGAACUGCCAUAGAAUCAAUCGAGGACGACUUCAGGAAUGGUCUGAAGCUUAUGCUUCUGCUGGAGGUGAUAUCCGGUGAAACCCUGCCAAGGCCAGAUCGUGGCAAGAUGCGUUUUCACAAAAUUGCGAAUGUAAAUAAAGCACUGGAUUAUAUCGCCAGCAAGGGAGUCAAAUUGGUCUCCAUUGGAGCAGAAGAAAUCGUCGAUGGUAAUUUAAAAAUGACCCUGGGAAUGAUCUGGACGAUCAUCCUCCGUUUCGCCAUCCAGGACAUUUCCGUCGAGGAAAUGACUGCCAAAGAGGGUCUGCUGCUGUGGUGUCAGCGUAAAACGGCACCCUACAAGAACGUCAACGUCCAAAACUUCCACUUGUCCUUCAAGGAUGGUUUGGCAUUCUGCGCUCUCAUUCAUCGUCACCGUCCUGAUCUCAUCGAUUACAAUAAACUCAGCAAGGAUAAUCCACUGGAGAAUCUCAAUACCGCUUUUGAUGUCGCCGAGAAGUAUCUUGACAUCCCACGGAUGUUGGACCCCGACGAUUUGAUCAACACGCCCAAACCGGACGAAAGAGCCAUCAUGACUUACGUCUCGUGCUACUACCAUGCUUUCCAGGGUGCCCAGCAGGCUGAGACAGCAGCCAACAGAAUCUGCAAGGUUCUCAAGGUGAACCAGGAGAACGAGCGUCUCAUGGAAGAGUACGAGCGUCUGGCUUCCGACCUCCUCGAGUGGAUCCGACGAACAAUGCCCUGGUUGGCAAGCAGACAAACUGACAAUUCCCUCGCCGGAUGUCAGAAAAAGCUCGAGGAAUACCGUACUUAUCGUCGCAAGCACAAACCCCCACGUGUUGAGCAAAAAGCCAAGUUGGAGACCAACUUCAACACUCUCCAGACGAAACUGCGACUGAGCAACAGGCCCGCUUACAUGCCCACCGAGGGCAAGAUGGUGUCUGACAUCAACAAAGCGUGGAAAGGCCUUGAACUCGCGGAGAAGGCGUUUGAGGAGUGGCUGCUGUCUGAGAUGAUGAGACUCGAGCGUCUCGAGCACUUGGCCCAGAAGUUCAAGCACAAGGCCGACGCCCACGAGGACUGGACAGCUGGAAAGGAGGAGAUGCUCACUUCUCAGCACUUCAGGCAGUGCAAGCUCAAUGAGCUGAAGGCACUGAAGAAGAAACACGAGGCCUUCGAGUCGGAUCUUGCUGCUCAUCAGGAUAGAGUUGAACAGAUUGCUGCUAUUGCUCAAGAACUCAACACUCUUGAAUACCACGAUAGUGCAUCCGUAAAUUCUCGCUGCCAGCGUAUCUGCGAUCAGUGGGAUCGUUUGGGUACACUGACGCAACGCCGACGUCAAGCACUAGACGAGGCCGAGCGUAUUCUCGAGAAAAUUGACGUCCUCCAUCUGGAAUUCGCGAAACGCGCUGCACCAUUCAACAACUGGCUGGACGGUACGAGGGAGGACCUAGUUGACAUGUUCAUCGUCCACACAAUGGAGGAGAUUCAGGGUCUGAUGGACGCGCACGCAGCCUUCAAGGCAACCCUCGGAGAAGCCGACAAAGAGUACAACUCGAUCGUAGGUCUCGUCCGAGAGGUAGAGUCCAUCGUCAAACAGUUCCAGAUCCCCGGAGGUCUUGAGAAUCCCUACACCACUCUGACAGCCCUCGACCUGACCAAGAAAUGGAGCGACGUCCGACAGUUGGUGCCUCAGCGAGACGGAACACUGCAGGCAGAGCUCAGAAAACAGCAGAACAACGAGCUCCUGCGAAGGCAAUUCGCCGAGAAAGCUAAUGCCGUUGGUCCCUGGAUCGAGCGCCAAUUGGACGCUGUCACAGCCAUCGGUCUGGGUCUCCAGGGAACCCUCGAGGACCAACUACACCGUCUCAAAGAAUACGAACAGGCUGUCUACCAGUACAAGGUCCACUUGGAAGAACUCGAGAAGAUUCACCAGGCCGUCCAAGAAGGAAUGAUCUUCGAGAAUCGCUACACCCAGUACACCAUGGAGACCCUUCGUGUCGGUUGGGAGCAGCUGCUCACUUCGAUAAACCGAAACAUCAACGAAGUUGAGAACCAGAUUCUCACUCGUGACUCCAAAGGAAUCACCCAGGAGCAGCUCAACGAGUUCCGCAGCAGCUUCAAUCACUUCGACAAGAACAGAACAGGCAGACUUGCUCCGGACGAGUUCAAGUCGUGUCUAGUGUCCCUCGGCUACUCUAUUGGCAAAGACAGACAAGGGGACAUCGACUUCCAGCGAAUUCUCGCUAUCGUCGAUCCCAACAGCUCUGGCUACGUCCAAUUCGACGCCUUCCUCGACUUCAUGACUCGUGAAUCCACUGACACAGACACGGCUGAACAAGUUAUCGACAGUUUCCGCAUUCUUGCUGGUGAUAAACCGUACAUUCUAGCUGAUGAAUUGAGACGAGAACUGCCACCCGAUCAGGCUGAAUACUGCAUUCAGAGAAUGCCACCUUACAAGGGACCCAAUUCACAACCUGGUGCUCUCGAUUAUCGUUCUUUCUCAACUGCUCUUUAUGGCGAAUCUGAUCUCUAAGGGUUUUAACGGGGGAAUGGGCUUCUCUUAGAUGUGACUGGGGACGUGACGACUAAAGACGUUGGGUGAAUCAUUCGGUGGACGAACUGUUUUCCUUUGAAAUUGACACAACAUUCUUCGAACACUGGACGAUUCACCUUGACUGACGAUACGACAGAUUUUAAUGAAUGGCUUCCAGAUUGAAAUAUUCAACAAAAACAUUAACGAAACAUAUACGUACGAGUCUUAGUCAAUAUAGCGAGUGCUAUUGGUACUGGAGUACUGAAUUUGCCAUAUCUAUCAGCCAAAUAUAUAUAUUUUUUCAAAAAUUGGCAGUUAACUGAUCAAUCCUCGGGUUUUCCUGAGAUUUCAAAUUAUUUCCAAGGUAUUUCGUACUUUAAUAUUCAUCAUGAAUCGAGUCUUUGUGACUGUAACCGAAUAAUUGUGGAAUCAAAAUUGAAUCGAGUGGAUUAUUGGGUGAAAUAUCACGAGAAAACCCCAUGCUCGAGUGAAAUAAUGCCUAUUUUUUUACGACCUAAUUAAACAAAAAAUGAACGUACGGCUGUUAGAAACCUAAAACAAACGAUUAGAUAAGCCGUGCAACACAAAUGUAUUUUGUAAAACUUAUAUAUCGAAAGCAAUCUGACGAUGACGCGUCGCAAUGCGUCAGUGAGUGAAAUUUACAAAAUGAUAAAAGAAGAGAUAAGCAAAACGAGAGAGGGAAGAAUCAAUUUUAUUUAUUUAUUUGAUUUAUUUAUUUAUCGUGGGGACAUGAUAACGACAGCCCUCGAUUAUCAGUCGUCACGAGGAAGAAACAUUUUUUUUCUCAAGGUAUUUAUUUUUAUAAAUAUUUUUGAUGCGAUCGGCUUUUGAUUUUUACCAGAGCCGAAAACUGUAAUAACGAAAAAGAAAAAAAAAACAAAUCAUUGGAGGGGAAAUAGAUUAUUUCAACAAUUGUACAUCUGUUGCUGCCUGUGAGCGGUGAAAAUAGAGGGAGAUUGCUGAUGCUUUCGGAGGAAUCGAUAAUCACUGGGUCACGUAUCAUUUUUAGUUUGAGACAAUUCUCAAAACGAGUAUAACAGUAUAUUUUUGUUUGGCUUGAGGCUUCAACGCUUUGUACUAUCAUUUCUUCAUUUCGAAUUAAUCAUUAUCCGAUGUCACACGAUCAUUACACCAUUCAGUCCUAUCUCUUUUCCGAUAAAUUUCCAACAGUUUAGUUGAAUUGAACGGUUAACAGGGGGAGAAGAGAAUGAAAAUGUGCUCACGAGUCACCCACACUUCACAUACCGCCACGCACAAUUGCAUUACUGUCAUUUUCCUUAUUUUACAUUAUACUUUUAUUGUAAUUAUAUUUAAAGAAACACGAAAUAUAUGAUUAUAUAUAUUAAUUAAUUUAAAGAGUAUACCGGAAGUCAGAUUUAUGUCGAUAAUGGCGAAUCAAUUAAUUUCAUUAAACUUCAGGAGUGGAGUGUAAAUCAGCGUUGAAUACUGAAUUUAUGAGUUUAAAAUGUACUUUUAAAAAAAAGUAAAAGAUGAGAGAAAUGUCGAAAUAAAGGAGAGAAAAACAGAGGGUUUUGAGAAA
Diachasma alloeum is the source of this 4538-nucleotide messenger RNA. RefSeq names its product alpha-actinin, sarcomeric (gene Actn). The transcript has 8 exons. Gene Ontology annotation, cellular component: cell junction; cortical actin cytoskeleton; plasma membrane. Gene Ontology annotation, molecular function: actin filament binding; calcium ion binding. The record is from RefSeq and is a predicted model, not a curated record. Lineage: Eukaryota; Metazoa; Arthropoda; Insecta; Hymenoptera; Braconidae. Bases 302 to 2977 code for a protein of 891 amino acids. Gene Ontology annotation, biological process: actin cytoskeleton organization; muscle cell development.